UGAUCCAUUCCUUUCUAUUCAACAUCUUUCUUCCCUUUCUGCAGCGAUCUUUCUGCUGUAAAAAUAAAUUCACGUUGUUGUUGUUAAUCCUGAUAUUCGAUGCGUACAUUUGGAGACUAAAGAACAAUGUAUUAACUUAGACUUGCAAUCGGUAGUGACAAACUCUUUAUCGCUGUAGUGAAAUCCUGUUUGUUUGCGAGUUGGCAGCAUACCUAGUUACGAAGCGGCGUCAUUGAAAUGAGAUUUUCUGAAGCUUUUACAAGCUAUUCAUAGUUGCAAGUUGCAAGAAAAUAGAAAUCCUUGCGUGUAUGGCAGUAAAUUCAUCAUUACCAAAAGAUAGCAAAUUAUAGCGAAUGGCUAUAGGUUUGGUCAAAUGAAAAGGAAGCAAUGCGUUCCUGUUACAUGGAAAUCAGACAGCUGUGCUCACUGAGCCAGCAGUAAAUUUUUGUCAUCUUCGCCUUCGUUUUUGUGUUGUUGGAAAAGAACAGAUGUUUUCUUUAUACACAAAGAAUAUAUGAACUAGAAGGAAUAGGAGGAAAAUAGCAACAAAAAUGUCGUAUUCCGUAGUAGAAUACUAUGGCGAAAAUUCAAAGUAUCAGUGUGGAUAUUGUAAGCAGUCGAGUUCGUGCUCAUCUUACGGGAUGUGGGCUCAUAAGCUUAGUUGUCAAGACUACCAGGAACUUAUUGACCGGGGUUGGCGCCGGUCUGGAUGUUACUGUUACAAACCCAUGAUGGACGUAACAUGCUGUCCCUCGUACACAAUAAAAUGUGAUGCGAUUAAUUUUCGGUUGAACAAGUCUCAUAAAAAAAUCAUAAAACGAAUGAACAAGUUUUUGCGAGACGGAUUAAAGGAAACGUCCGAGCAGGAUGCCCAAUCGAACAUCGACGAAAUAGCUACCCAUGAUGGGAGUGCAUGUGAUCAAGAGCAUACAGAAGUUCCUAGCAUGCAACCGCGCGUACUGGAUCCGGAUCUGUUGAAUACGCUUACACACGUUAACAGCGAAAAGCGAUCUCCUUCUGCUGAUGACAAAACGAGCGCAUUACCUAUCCCUCCCUUAAGUGGGGUGGUAAAUACAUCAACGCAUACGAGCGAUUCAAGCAUAAGCAAUCAGCCAAAGAAAGCAAAACUAAGGCGCAUUGAACGCAAGCGUGAAAAAUUGCAGAAAAAAGGACUAUCUGGCCCAGACAUUGAACAGCUGAUGCAAUCCAAUAACCGAAAAAGUGCCGAAAAAUCCUUAGAGGAGUUUCUUUCUGAAUCCCCGCAGGAUAAUGACAGUCCAGCGCAUCGUUUAAAGGUAAAACAAGUAAAUGCAAAUGAUGGUGCUACCGCCGCAACAUUUAAACUUUAUAGUUUAUACCAACAAAGCAUCCACAAUGAUCCAGCAUCCAAAUUGAGCAUGGAUCGCUUUAAGCGGUUUCUUAUCGUGACGCUUCUUACUUCGGGAGCAAAAUUCCAAGAGAGCUUGCAUGUUUCUUUUAAUCUGUAUAAAAAGUAUCAGACGGCCAUUCACAAUGACCCACCCGGUGCGAUUGAAGACUAUCUGGACUUUUUGGUGAAAUCGCCAUUAAAGCCUUUCCAAGGAUUCGGGACUUUUCAUCAACAGUAUUGGCUGGACGAUCGUUUGAUAGCUGUUGGAGUAAUUGAUGUGCUACCCAAUUGCGUAAGCUCGGUGUAUUUCUUCUACGAUCCUGAAUAUAAAUUUCUAUCGCUUGGUACUUAUGGAUCAUUGCGUGAACUAGCGUAUACACGCUCGCUCUAUAAAGAAUAUCCUAGCAUUUCAAACUAUUACAUGGGGUUCUAUAUUCACUCUUGUCCUAAGAUGCGUUACAAAAGCAAUCUGCAGCCUUCGUAUUUACUUUGUCCGGAAGCAUACACAUGGCAUUUGCUUGAUAGAACAGUUGUAGCGAAGCUAGAUGCCAGCAAGUAUAGCCGGCUUAACGAUGAUCCUACAGCGCAAGAUACAAACAAAGCUACCGAGCAGGACGUAAACGAUGUGCUCCUAAUUUUUGGUAGAUCCUGCAUGACUUAUACUCAGUAUCUGACGGUCGUGGGCAAGGAAUUGCCUAUAUUGUUUGAAUAUGCUCGCCUGGUGGGAAAAAGUUGCGCAAAGAAAAUGAUGCUUUAUAGGGUAUAGAAAUGUGCAUGACACCGAAGAAUGAUGAAAACUGCAUUGCUUGCAUUAGCUGUUCCUUAAAGUGUGUUGAAUUUCAAAUAAAACCUAAAUGGAAUGUUUACUGAA
Messenger RNA from Anopheles coluzzii, 2240 nucleotides. It is a transcript of the gene Ate1, whose product is annotated as arginyl-tRNA--protein transferase 1. Lineage: Eukaryota; Metazoa; Arthropoda; Insecta; Diptera; Culicidae. The record is from RefSeq and is a predicted model, not a curated record. The transcript is spliced from 7 exons. Gene Ontology annotation, cellular component: cytoplasm. Gene Ontology annotation, molecular function: arginyl-tRNA--protein transferase activity. Gene Ontology annotation, biological process: protein arginylation. The coding region runs from base 552 to 2135 and encodes 527 amino acids.